CCUCCCACGGGCAGGCCAGCUCUGUUUGUGCCCGGCAAUGCUGGGAGCUAUGGCCAAGUGCGCAGUGUUGCCAGCAGCUCACAUCAUCUAUAUGAAAGAGGUGAAGGAAUAGAUAGCGUCAAGGGUGAAGUGGAUUGGUGGACUGUAGACUUUAAUGAGGACUUCUCUGCCUUCCAUGGCGAGACAAUGCGGGAGCAAGCAGUCUAUCUGAAUGAUGUGAUAGCCUUCCUGCAAUCGUCGAUCUAUACGAAUUCGACAAAGGUUCCGAUUCUAGCGCACAGCAUGGGUGGGAUAGUAGCACGAUUAAUGACUUUGCAAGACAAUCACAGGCAAGGAAGUGUCGAGACAAUCAUAACGCUAUCAAGUCCGCAUGCUUACCCACCUGUUCCAAUGGAAACGGGACUUGAAGACAUCUACCGAGAGAUUGAGAAAGCGGCAGGAGACACAUCAAAUGACAUCCUUCUGAUCUCUUUGAGUGGAGGUAUCUUGGAUGAUCAGCUAUCGUCAGAAGCAUCUUCACUUCGUUUGGCACGCUUAUGGAAGCCUGAGGCAUCCUUGUCCGCCUUCACAUCCGGCCUUGCUGCUCUUUGGAGUGGCGUUGAUCACUUGGCUAUGAUGUGGUGUGAUCAGUUACGUGAAAGAAUUGCUCGC
This is a messenger RNA of Meira miltonrushii, 651 nucleotides long. Its product is annotated as PGAP1-like protein. The record is from RefSeq and is a predicted model, not a curated record. Lineage: Eukaryota; Fungi; Basidiomycota; Exobasidiomycetes; Exobasidiales; Brachybasidiaceae. Gene Ontology annotation, molecular function: phosphatidylinositol deacylase activity. Gene Ontology annotation, cellular component: endoplasmic reticulum. The transcript has a single exon. Gene Ontology annotation, biological process: GPI anchor metabolic process; endoplasmic reticulum to Golgi vesicle-mediated transport. The annotation marks the transcript as partial.